Chenopodium quinoa (quinoa) is the source of this 1447-nucleotide messenger RNA. Its product is annotated as putative HVA22-like protein g. NCBI's taxonomy places the organism in Eukaryota, Viridiplantae, Streptophyta, Magnoliopsida, Caryophyllales, Amaranthaceae. The record is from RefSeq and is a predicted model, not a curated record. The transcript has 6 exons. The coding region runs from base 496 to 1338 and encodes 280 amino acids.
AGUAAUAUUCCUCCCCAUUUUCUCUCUCCUUUUUUUUUUUUCUUCUCGAAUUCAAAUACUUUUAUCCAAUCAUCAUUCUUCAUUUUCUUUAACCACUCUUUUUUUUUUUUUUUUAUUAAUCUUCCCCCUUUUUUUUCUCUUUUGUACACAAUAUAUAUAAUACCCUUUGGCUUGUAAACUUCAGUUUCCUCCUUUUUCAAGUUUUCUUAAUUUCUUUUAAACCCCCAAAAAUUAAAUUCAUCAAAAUUCGAUGAUACAUUCUACUCUAUAUCUGUAAUUUCCAUUGAAUCUUCUGUUCAAUGUGAUUGACCUCUGUUUUUAUUUUUGUGAAUAUAAAUUUCUGGGUUCUGACUUCUUCAAUUACUCAUUUUUUGUUAGAACCUUUGAUCAUUUCGCAGUUAUAUAAAUCAAUUCCUUAUUCUUCUUCAUUCAUACUUUGAUUUGUUGAUAUAGUAUAUGGUUUUUCGUAACGCAAUCUGAAAUUGAUCAUCAAAAAUGUUAGGAGAUUUCAUCGGAAGAGGACUUUUUAUGGUAUUGGGGUUUGCAUACCCAGCAUUUGAGUGUUUCAAAACGGUGGAAAGGAACAAAGUUAACAUCGAAGAACUCCGGUUUUGGUGUCAAUACUGGAUCAUUAUUGCUGUACUUUCAGUUUGUGAGAGGUUUGGUGAUAUAUUCAUAUCAUGGGUUCCGUUAUAUGGAGAGUUGAAGUUGGCUUUCAUUAUCUACCUUUGGUAUCCACAAACAAAGGGAACUUCUUAUGUGUAUGAGAGCUUAUUAAGGCCAUUUGUGUCAAAACAUGAGACGGACAUUGACAAGAAUCUGCAGGAAUUAAGAUAUAGAGCUUGGGAUGUAGCCAUUUACUACUGGCAAAACUGCACUGAAUUGGGAUCAUCAGCAAUUUUCAAUGUGUUUGACUACAUAGCCAACCAGUCUUCCAGGCUUAGAGGCGGCAGCACUCAGAAAGAUGAUCGGAAACGACGAGAUGGCAGGGGCAGCCCACCACCACCACCUUCAAAAGGGUCCAGCCUUUGGACUCUCCGACAACGAAAAUCAAAGCCUGAAUCACCACCAUCCGCCUCGCCACUACACCCCAAUCACCGAGAGGAACAGCCAGCUCCAUCAGCACCUCCACUUCCAGCUGCAUUUCCUAGUUUGUUCAAAAAUGAAGCCCAACUUUCCAAGUCCAAACUGGUCCAAAUGGAACUUGAAGAGGCCCAAACUGAAUACAUCCGCAUUGAAGAGGUUCCGGAAGAAGCCCAUUCCAAAGGCCCAGAAAAAGAAACGAGCAAGCUUAGCCCGACCCGUUUAAAGUUUAGGCGAUCAAAACCCAUUCAAUGAUCACCUAAACAAACACCAUUUUGACAUUUUUACCCAAAAAAAUCAUACUGUACAAAACUCCAUCGUUUAUAAUUCACCCAAAAAAAAAACACACUUUUUUUUACUUUAA